Molecule: messenger RNA, 8267 nt
Organism: Apodemus sylvaticus (European woodmouse)
Lineage: Eukaryota; Metazoa; Chordata; Mammalia; Rodentia; Muridae
Gene: Ubxn7
Product: UBX domain protein 7
Exons: 11
Coding region: 70-1539 (489 amino acids)
Biological process (GO): proteasome-mediated ubiquitin-dependent protein catabolic process
Cellular component (GO): nucleus
Molecular function (GO): ubiquitin binding
Source: RefSeq, a predicted model, not a curated record
CGCAACGGCGUGGGGGAGGGAGCCCCGUGUGUAUCUGUGUUGUUGUUCCGCGGCGGCGGCGGCGGUAAGAUGGCUGCCCACGGGGGCUCGGCCGCGGCUUCGGCGCUGAAGGGGUUAAUUCAGCAGUUCACCGCCAUCACCGGUGCAAGUGAAAGUGUGGGAAAGCACAUGCUGGAAGCUUGUAACAACAACCUGGAGAUGGCCGUCACCAUGUUUCUGGAUGGAGGAGGAAUUGCGGAGGAGCCUAGUACCAGUUCAGCAAGUGUCUCUACUGUCAGACCACACACAGAAGAAGAAGUUCGUGCUCCAAUUCCUCAAAAGCAAGAAAUAUUGGUGGAGCCAGAGCCUUUGUUUGGUGCUCCUAAAAGGCGAAGGCCAGCACGUUCAAUAUUUGAUGGUUUCCGAGAUUUUCAAACUGAAACUAUUAGGCAGGAACAGGAAUUAAGAAAUGGAGGAGCAAUAGACAAGAAACUAACUACCCUUGCAGAUCUAUUCCGGCCCCCAAUUGACUUGAUGCACAAGGGCAGCUUUGAAACAGCCAAAGAGUGUGGCCAGAUGCAGAAUAAGUGGCUGAUGAUAAACAUUCAAAAUGUACAAGACUUUGCAUGCCAGUGCCUCAACCGCGAUGUUUGGAGCAAUGAAGCCGUGAAGAAUAUUAUCCGGGAGCAUUUCAUUUUCUGGCAGGUUUAUCACGACAGCGAGGAAGGUCAGCGAUACAUCCAGUUUUAUAAACUGGGGGAUUUCCCCUAUGUUUCCAUCUUAGAUCCACGGACAGGUCAGAAGCUAGUAGAGUGGCACCAAUUGGAUGUAUCUUCUUUCUUGGACCAAGUAACAGGGUUUCUGGGUGAACAUGGGCAACUGGACGGACUUUCCAGCAGCCCUCCCAAAAAAUGCACCCGAUCAGAGAGCCUCAUAGACGCCAGUGAAGACAGCCAACUGGAAGCUGCCAUCAGAGCCUCCUUGCAAGAGACUCAUUUCGACUCAGCACAGGCAAAACAGGAUAGCCGCUCAGAUGAAGAAUCUGAAUCGGAACUUUUUUCUGGCAGUGAGGAAUUCAUAUCGGUUUGUGGCUCUGAUGAAGAAGAGGAGGUAGAGAAUCUUGCUAAGUCCAGAAAGUCUCCUCAUAAAGAUUUGGGGCAUAGAAAAGAGGAGAACAGAAGGCCACUGACAGAGCCCCCAGCCAGAACUGAGCCUGGCACAGCCACAAACCAUCAAGGAUUGCCAGCCAUGGAUUCUGAGGUCUUGGAGAUGUCACCUGAAAAGUCAGAUGGAAUAGUGGAGGGGAUAGAUGUAAAUGGACCAAAAGCACAGCUGAUGCUGCGUUACCCAGAUGGGAAAAGGGAGCAGAUCACUCUUCCAGAGCAAGCCAAAUUACUGGCUUUGGUGAAGCAUGUGCAGUCUAAAGGAUAUCCGAAUGAACGUUUUGAACUUCUCACCAACUUCCCCCGGAGGAAACUCUCUCAUCUGGACUAUGACAUUACCUUACAAGAGGCUGGCCUCUGUCCUCAAGAGACUGUCUUUGUACAGGAAAGAAAUUAACACCAUGGCCUGGCCUCUCUCAGCUUACCCCUUUUCUCUAUUCCUGUGAGGUACCAUGCCACUAAGUAUGCAUUUUGGUUCAUAGGACUAUAGAGCCAAGCUGGGCAAGCAAGUCACCUGCCUUUUCUUUAUCUUUCUGUCACUUGUAAAUCAGUCUCCUUCCCCUCAUCUCUGUCUUCUUUCUCUUCCUUUUUCUCACUUUGUUCUUUCUUACCAAACGUGGUGACCAAAUGGAAGAAUAGCGUCUCUCCUAGUGCUGGCAGCACGAAAUGUGUGUUCUAAUAAGUGGUCUCUUGUAUGACAGCUUUUGGGGACCUAGUGAUGUUACUACUUCUAGACUCUGUUGACAAAGAAUGGCUAGAAUCAGAAUUAAAAACAGCCCCCAUUUUUGGUAGGAAAAAGAAAUUCUUUUAACACGCGUUUUGUUCAUCAUGUAGGAAGAUGUCAUAAUGAAAUAUCCAGGCUUUUGUUCAUGUGGGAAAAGCAUCCUUUAUACUGUUGGUCAUCAUAUUUAAAAUUUCCCUCAAGGAUUCCCAUCUUCUAACUACAAGCUAUUUCCAUGGUGUGUGUUAUUGGCAGAAUCAGUGCUCAGUGUAUUGUAUGUAGCACAGGGUGGCUUUCAGUGUCCUAGCCUGAGACAGUUUUCCUUUUAUUACUCUAUCAAUUCCUCUUUCCAGUCCUAGGAUGAAACUUUAGUAAGCAUCUUGUGUCUUGGCUAGGAAGGUGCUUGCUGUUUUUGCCUGCACAGCAAAUUAGUUCCUUUGGGUCCAUUGUCUGAGUCUAAUGUAUUCUGUAGGAAGGCAGGUGUUCAAUAAUCAUGUAGUGCAAUGGCUUUGUAAUUGUAACCACUGUGGUUAUUGAUUGUCCUAUGUGCUUAAGGCAUACUUAAGUAUGUCCCAGCGAUGGGGGGGUUGGGGGGGACAACAGCCUACAGUUGAGAGUUGCUAACGAUGUUCUUUUGGUUAGAAAUAUGGAUCGUUUUUUUACCUCCAAUUGGAAUACUAUCUAAAAUGCUUUGGUAACUAAUACCUUAAUUCCUCAUGCUGUUUUAUUUUAGAAAAUAUCAAAACUGAAAGUCUCUGAGAGGAAGACCUUCAAACUCAGUUCAUAUGACAACAGUUAGUAAGAAAGAUUACUAGUAAUGGUCAGAUGUGAGUUUUUUCCUGCCAACAAAAGUCACAUUCAAAUUGUAUUUGGUGAAAGCUUUUUUCAGUAUUAUUUAGAAGAGGCCACCUGAAUCUAUAUAGUACUAUUCAUCAGCUUCACUGUAUGUUCAGUUCUCCCUUGAGCUUUAAGGAGAGUUCUCUAGCAGGGCAGGUAGUGAUUUGGUGGGAAAACCAAAACUUUAAACUGCUUAUAAAACCAUUUCUAUAGAAUGACUGAAGAUUUUGAGUGAUUCUUGAACCUGUAUACAAUCUAAAUUGUGAUUACUCAGAAACCUUUGGAUUCCUGUGUCCUUGCAGAUCUCUCUCUUGGCAACUAGGGGAUUAAAAAGAUAAGUUAAAGAGAUAUGGUGUGUUGUUAGUAUGCAAUUACAGAAUAUGGUUGUUAAUGGUUGGAUUUUGAGGGACCUCCGUAAAGAAUGGGUUAUGUUUCUCCACAAGGAAAUCAUGGAAAAUUUUGUUAUUUUUCAGUGAGUCCUUUUGAAUUAAUGUUCUUACAUUUUUUUCUAAGUCUGUGUAAGUGCUUAUGUAUAAGUAUAUAAUUGUAUAAAUAUUUAUAAAUAUAUUUAUAUAAUUACAGUUUCAUUUAUACCUUGAGUCAAAGUUCUCUCUUUUGAUUGGUGACUGAAUAAUAUCACUUUGGUGUUUUUCAUAGUGCUUGAGGCUUAACCAACAGUUCGGAUUUAUUUAGUAAACAUGUUAAUUCUUCAGUUGUAUCUCUGAACUUGAAUAAAAACUGGCUGUCUAAGGAAUAGACUCUCAGAGGCUUAAGAAAAACCAGUAGUCAAGGUCAGCAGUCCAACACUUUGGGAGCUGCAGGGUAGAAAGUGAGAAAGUACCAACUAUGCUGGCACCAGCUCCUCUGCUGGCACAGGCCCAGCUAAAGCCCACGUCAGUCAGAAAUAUGACGUCAGGCAUUUUCCCUUAGAGGGCUCUGCUGCACCCUCUUAUCCUAUCUUGAGACCCUGAGGCAGGAUGUUCAGAAGUGAGAGGGUUUAUAUAGCUCUUUUUUAUGUGCUUAGCACUGGAAUAUCCAUUUAUGAGAAACCAAAGUAAGAUGACCAAGUAUAUGUGUGAGUUAAGAGAACAUGGCAUUACGUAUCUAUCAGGCUUAGUCAGGAUGUUCAUGUAGGGGACUUUAUUUAAUGUUGGCAAGGACUAUGAUUAUCAGGGUUGGUCCAUGGGAGGAAGGAGAUUAUAUGGAUUAUACAGGAGAGAAAUAAGUGGGGUUAAUCUGCAUAAGAUAUUUGCCUUAGUUCCUCUGCAAGUUAUUUUCCUUUCAAGGGAGAGCUUCCGUUCAACAGUCAGAUGAGGUCUGUGAGGUUAGUUAAACCUAGUGAUCCCCUGUAUGUAGUAGAAACAGCUCAAAGGUUGUUUUUAAGUAAGGAGGAAAGGGACAAAAUAGACUUGAGUGACGUCUAGAGGAUGUGGAAACUUGUAGGACUUGGGGGGAGAGCAGUGCUGGGGAAGGGAGCAGCUAGCAUGUGUGGUGUGUGCUCUGUGUUCAUUUCCUCCUUCAGUCUUCAUGAAGUUCCUGCACAGUAUAUAUGCUGUCUGCUCAUUUAUGAAUGUGAGGAAAACUAGAAUUCAUACAACGCACUCAGUAUGUCAUUACUAGUAAGGGCCUAAUUAAAACUAGAGCCCAGAGUCUGUCCUUUGCCUUGUGUGGUGUGUUGUCCUAUGUCGGUUGGAGCCUAAGGUCACAUUAUUAUUAUUAUUAUUAUUAUUAUUAUUAUUAUUAUUAUUAUUACUCUAAGGUCAUCUUACUAUUUGGAUUUAUAAAUUAAGGGUCUUUGUUUAUUUAAAGACAGAAAUAGUAGUUGGGGUCAACAUUAUGGGAUUUGCACUACCCUAUAAAAAUCUUAAUUAUGCCCUUUUUUUUUUUGAAUUUGGUUUUUUUGAGACAGGGUUUUUCUGUGUAGCCCUGGCUGUUCUGGAAGUCACUCUGUAGACCAGGCUGGCCUCGAACUCAGAAAUCCACCUACUUCUGCCUCCCAAGUGCUGGGAUUACAGGCGUGCGCCACCACCGCCCGGCUAAUUAUGCCAUCUUAAAGAAAAGAUAUAAUUAUUUUUUCUGCUAGAUUAUCUACAAUAGAUUAUUAAACAACUCUUUGUUUUUAUACCAUUGUUUUAUCUUGUAUCCAAAUGUACUGUAUUAGUGCUCUAUUGAGUCUGUAAUCAAAAGUUGGAAAUAUUUUGAAAGCUAAGUUCUGGUUUGACUGUUUUAUUUAGUUAGGGAGUCAUCUAUAUACAUGAAUAACAACUAGAAGGUGAAUUUUAUCUCUUUCAGCAUUAAACUGUUAUUACAGUAGGAACUUAAAAUUAAAGGGUAGUGUGAGUUUAGUUAGAGGUAUCUUCGCAGAGAAGAAAUAUAAAUAUGACAAGCACUGUAGCUGAUUCUUCCACCCUGCGUACUAAAUACUAGAUUUGAAGCAUGAAGUAAAUCAGGAAGACACGACCUUUGCCCAGGUACUAAAGGAUUUUGAGCUCCAGUACUAAAAAACCCUUUAAUUAGCAAGGAUCUCACUUGAACACUUAAGAAAAACAUCAGAGGGGCUCCUGAAAAGUGAAGGCAAGAUUUCUCUCCCUGGGUGCAAUGCAUGGUGUUUGGUACUAAGAUGAAGAACCUGCCUGGUGGGGUCAGUGCACCUCCUGUCGGGAACAGCUUUUCUUCCUCUGAAUCUUGGAUUUCUUUUUUGAAAAACAGAAUUGGACUAGAUUAAUAGUUCUUUGUCUUUUCAAGUCAGAGGACUUUCGAAGUUUGAGGUUUUGUCCUGAGUGGGCAAUGGUAGGGUCAACUACUAACAGAGUUAACCUCAUGGGAGAAGUGUAAAUGUGCACCUGGGGUCACAGCCCUGUGAAGAACUUAUGUCUGCCCCACCGGUUUAAGCAUCCAGUUAUUUUAUGACAUCCUCAGACUAAUUAAAAGUAUAAAAACUGUGCUUGUCAAUCAGUUCCUUUGGGGUUUUCCCCAGCAUUCAAGUAUCUUUUGCCCAAUCUUUUACAGACCUGAAAUCCCUCAGUACAAUAGUUACAGAUCUAGUGAUCUUUAAAUAGCUGAAUAUUUGUUUUUUAAAACGUAAUACUGUAAGCCUAUUGAAUCUUAAAAAUGGCUUCAAUGUAGUGAAUGCAGAACAAAUAAUGUCUCCAAUACUGGAACUGUAUUUGUGUGCUUUAAGCUAAGGGUGGCAGUUACAAAGCUGAAUUGUGUGAGUUGUGAAGUUGAGACUUGGUUUGGGUAGAUGUGACCUUUUUAAGAUUUCCAUCAAGUUGAUAUUUAAAACUAGUUCUUCUCCCAUAGGAUGGAUAUUUGUCUCACCUUUUAGAGAUCUUUCAUUUAUUUGAUAGUAAGUUUCAGAAUACAAAAUUAUGAGUAAUGCCUUGUGUAAAACUAAAACUUGAAAAGUAAUGAGGGUAGGAAGAGCCAGCCCUGCUCGGACGCACACCUUUCCAGCGGCUUCAGCCUCAAGGAGUUGGCUGCUUCCAAGCAAUCACUCCACCCUGAGGUGCUCCCCAGCCCCCGAGCGGAUGGACGCCUACAGGCCCUGUGAGCAGGGAGCAAAUCCCACAUCACUGGUUUGCCUUAUUUAACAGUUCGGUUCUUUACUGUGAAACUUAGAGUACCUAGUCCACAGUAGGGUGGGGCAAGAAUGUUCUUCAGAACUCAAAAUAACCAAAGAGUACCAUUCCAAUAUAUUGAUUUCUCGUAUAAUACAGAGAAUUAAAUGUUUCAGAGAUGAUUAUUUGGAUUUCAGACUCACCUUUGUGUCAAUUCUGAUAAUGAGACAGCAUAGAAUUAAAGGUAUUUGACUUGUUUAUUUAAGAACAGAGGUUAUCAUAGCUUUGGUCAGUUUCUUUGUUUUGUUUUGUUUUUUAAAGACAGGUUUUCUCUAUCUAAUAGCCCUGGCUGUCCUGGACUCUUUGUGGACCAGGCAGGCUGACCUCAAACUCAUAGAGAUCUGCCUGCCAAGUGUUGUGACUCAAGGUGUGUGCCACCACACCUGGCUGGUUAGUUUCUUUAUUAAGGAACUCAGGUGGCCAGUUUAUUGGAUAUGAUGAAACCCUGAAGUUGAACAUCAGUUUAAUCCUUUAGUCCAUUUGGGGGUGGGAGUAUCUUUUAUUUUGUUUUCAAAUGUUUAUCAGUUCAGGUUAACCUCUCCUCUCCUCCUCCUCCACUUUCUCUUCUUCCUCUUCUUUUUUUUCCUUUGAGACAAGUUUUCUUUAUGUAAUCCUGGUUGUCCUGGAUCUGGCUGGCCUCUUAAGUGACGUAGUUAGCUGAACAUGACCUUGAACCUCUGGGUCUUCCUUGGGUUAGAGUGAGCUACAUGUCUGUCUCUUCUUCAUUCUUUUUCCUCCAAAACUGGUUAUGCUAUUUAAUACACUUAGCUAUGUUUUUAAAAUUAUAUUUCUAAGCCUUAAUGUAUAAUAUUUCUUUUUUUUAUAAGUUAAUAUAAAAGAAUAUUUUGAGCAAACAUCGUUUUUUACAACUCAUUUCUUCCCUAAGGCGAAUUCUUGCUCCAUGUAAGAGGGUGGCUGGCUCUGUGACAAACCUCCAAGGUAGCUGGCUUGUUUGGUUGGUUACAGGUUUUCGGUUGCCCUAACUAAAUCUCACCAUUUUCAUAAACAUUUUGUUUUUUAAAAAAACAACUCCUGAACCAGCACACUCAGUAGCCCAGACCGGCCUGGAACUCACUAGCCCUAGGUUGGCCUUGAGCUCUUCUGGGAUUAGAGGGGCCGAGCCACUACACCUGCUUAACCUGAUUAAUUUUGACUAUGUUUUUAAUAUGGCCUGUAUGCCUUAUAACCACAAAAAAGCUUGGACAAUUCAUAUAAAUUACUAUUAAGAAUAAUGAAGACGUUAUUAAAAUUUGCUUGUGGGGCUGAAGAGAGAGCUUUUAGCUUAGCAGUUAAGAGCACUUGUUCUUGCAGAAGUCCUAGGUUUGAGUCCCAGCAACCAUAUAGUCGCCCACAGCUCUAUAACUCCAGUUCUCAGCAAUGCAACUCUUCUGAGUCUGAGACCACCCAGCACACACAUAGGACGGAAGCUGAGGCAGGAGGAUUGCUAGUUCCAUGUCAACCUGAAGUUAACAUACUAAGACCUUAACUCAAAUCCCACUUUGCCUCCCCUGUUUUGAAUAUGCCUGUGGUUUGCUGUGCCCCGCAUUGGUACAUUGCAUUGCUCUUCUAAUACCAACUAGAGAUCAUUAUUCUUUCAAGAAUUAUAAUUAAAGCUAUUAUAAUGCCUCAUAGAAGUGUCUACAUGAACACAAGUCUCAUUGGCCUGAAAGAAAAUAGUGUGAUAUAGAAGUAUUGGUUUAUAUUUUGUUUAUGUUUGGUUUUAUAAGAAGCUGGGAAACAUGGGGCUGACGAGAUGACUCAGCAGUUAAGAGUUAACCUGGGCGGGUUUAGUUCUCAGUCCCCACCCCAGUGGGCCACCACCAUCCUAACUCCAACCCCAGGGGAUCCAAUGCUGUCUUUUGACCUCUGAAGACUUCUGACUUUUUAUACCACUAGACAUGCAUGUGGUACACAUACGUGCAGGCAAAACAAUCAGAUAUACAAAAU